Messenger RNA from Ichthyophthirius multifiliis, 3139 nucleotides. Its product is annotated as transforming growth beta receptor associated protein 1, putative. NCBI's taxonomy places the organism in Eukaryota, Ciliophora, Oligohymenophorea, Hymenostomatida. Gene Ontology annotation, biological process: endosomal vesicle fusion; autophagy; intracellular protein transport. Gene Ontology annotation, cellular component: cytoplasm; membrane. The record is from RefSeq and is a predicted model, not a curated record. The transcript is spliced from 2 exons.
AUGAGCUGCUAAGUUAAACUAUUUGAAAUUAAUUAAGUUUUAUCUAAACAAAAUAAAAUAUAAUCAAUAUCUUAAGGAGAAUCUUAAUUAUUUAUAGGCUAUUAAAAUUCUACAAUAGACAGUUACAAUAUUUUAUAAUAAUAAAAUUAUUAAUUAAAGCUUUAAAAAUAAUUUCCUUAAUAGAAAUAAGGAGGCCUUUUUACAAAAUCUUAUUUAGAAUAAAUAAAAGAAUUUAAUGGUAAUGUAAUUGCAAUAAUAGAUGGAGCUCUAUUAUAUUAUAAUGGACAAACAUUAGAAAAAAUAGACACUUUAAUAGAAAAAUAGUGCGUAAAUUUCACAAUAAAUGAAUUUAUUCCACAUAAAGUAUUAGCUAUAACAAAAAAAAAAGAAGCACUAGUACUUGAUUUUGAUUAAAAAACUUUUAGUUUUAAAGGAAUAAAAGAAAGAAUAAAUUUAACUGAAAUUCCUUUGAUAUUUGGUUUCGUUUCUGACUAUAUUAUCAUGGUGAAUUCUAAGAAAGAAUACAUGUAUUCAUCUUUAUCAAAGAAUUAAGAGUUUAAAACAUAUAACAUACCAAAAAACGAAAUAUAGCCAUUUUUUAAAAUUAUAAGUGAAAACGAAAUUUUUUUACUAAUUUCAAACAACACAGGAAUAUUUGUUACAUUACAAGGUGAGCUUAUUCCUAAAAGUACAAUAUAAUUAAAUAAUAAACCGAUUUUUCAAAUAAAUAUAAUUGAAAACUAUCUCUUAGCAUUUUAUGAAUAAAAUCUUAUUUAAAUAUUUAAUUAUUGCGAACCAGCGCUUAUAUAAGAGAUUCAGUUUGAUCUAGAAGGUACAAUAAAAUCAAUAAGUUAAAGUAAUUCAAAAAUAUCAAAUUAAGUGAUUUAUAUUGCAUCUUUAUCAGAAAUAAAGUGUAUAUAUACCCUUGCCUUUGAUGAUUAAAUACAAAAACUUUUAUUGGAAUGUAAAAUAGAAGACGCUUUAUGCUUAUUUGAAUAGCAUUAUUAUAAAAUAACACCAGAAAAAUAAAGAAAACAAAAUGAAUUAUAUAUAAAUGCAAGUUGGUUUUGUAUAUAUUAUGGAAAGUUUUAAGAAGCUUAAAAAUAUUUAGAAAAUGUACAAAAGAAUAUUUUAUUUGAUGUACGUUAGUAUAUUGAAAUAUUAAAUACAGAACAAGAUAUGUAAAUAUUAAUAGAUAAGAUAAAUGAAAAUAAAAAAAAAUCAAAAGAAAAUACUCUACAAAAUAAUUAGGCAAAGAAUUAAAUUUUAUAAUUUCUAAUUUUUAUCUGCAAAUCUGAAAGAGAUUAUUAUCUUAAAUAUCUUCAUGAAUAAAAUAAAACUUUCGAGUUUUUUAUAUCACCUCAUACAUUUAAAAAUUAUAUCCCAAAUAUGUCUUAAAAUAAUUCAAAAUAAAUCCUUUAAGUAAUUGAUUUUAACCUUCUCAAAUAUAUAUUUAUGUCUGAAAAUAUUCGAUAUGAACUUGAAUAUUUAUUAAGUUAAAAUAAUUUAUAAAUUUCCCCUGAAUAAUAAUAAAAAUAAUUCAUUGAAUUAAUCUAACUCGCUUAAGAUAAACUUCAAUAGAGUCUCCCUUUAUUAUCAAAGUUUUAUGAAUAUUUUUCUAAAUAUAUUGAUGCAUUAAAUAUGUGGAAAGAAAAAGCUGAAAAAAACGAAAAAAAUCAAAAUUUAAUUAAACAAGCUAUUGAAAAUACUAUCAGAAUUCUAAAAGAAACAAAAAAAGAGGCUUUUAUAAUUUAAUAUUUGCCUUGGGUUUUACAAUAAGAUUUGAAAAAAGCUUAUUAAGUAUUUACAAUAAUGGAUCCAGAAUAAUUUUAUCCUUCAUUAAUUUUAAGAUUUUUAGAUGAAGUUCCAAAUAUAGAUUAGGAAGAGGUAAAGUGUGAAUAUUUGUAAACUAUAUUAAUGAACUUUAAAUACAAUGAUCAAUCUUUACAUAAUAAGCUUUGCGAAUACUUUAUAAACUAGCUAUUUUAAUAAUUUGAUAAAACCUAUUGUUUUCAAGAUGUUCGAGAUUCGGUUCGAUCUCUUUAACAGAUAGACAAAUAUUAUGAGCUUUUAUCCUUUCUAUAAAAUUCUAACUCCUAAUAUGAUGCUGAAUAGAUUCUUUCGCUGAUAAAAGAUUCAUGGUUGCACUAACAUUAAAUAUAUAUUCUUUCUAAACUAGAAAAGCAUGAAAUUGCUUUACAAAAGCUUAUCCUCCUUGAAAAUUUCGAAGAAGCAAGAUCAUACUGCUUAAAUGAUAGUAAAAAGCUUAUCCCUAUAUUAUUCAAAACAUAUUUGAAAAUACAACAAGAAGAAAAAGCUUCGUCUGAAAAAAGGAAUCUUUAUUCUUAAAAAGCUCUUGAAGUUCUAUAAUAAUUCUCUGAAUUUGAGGAAGUUAACCCUGUUGAUAUUGUUGAUUUAAUACCAAAUGAUUGGAAUUUUUCUGAUAGCUAAAAUAAUAUUUUAGCUAUAUUUUUAUAAUAAGCUUUGUCAGAAACUUUGCAUAAAAAAAGGUAAGUUAAGUGUACCAAAAAUGCUUCAGAAGUAUCUCUACUUGAUAAUACUUUGAAAGUUGUUCAUGCUAAAAAAGCUUAUAUUACUUUCUAUAAUGAUAGAAAAUGUGCUGUCUGCAAUAAAGGUAUUCUAAAUACUAUUUUUGGGCUUUUUCCUAAUGGUGUAGUUGCCCAUUAAAGUUGCAUUAGCAAAAAUAUUAAUAUUUGUCCUUAAACUUAAUAAGACUUUAAGAAAACAUUUAAAUAUGUUUGACAAAAAAACAAAUAAGAACAAAAUUUAUUUUAUUAUACACAAAUAUAAUCAUUUUUAUUUUUAUGUUAAAUGUUUUCAAAAUAAAUUUAAAUAAAAUAAAAAAUAACGGAUUACGAUACAAAUUAUAAUAUAUAAACCAGAAUUGUUAUCUCAUUGUAUUUUUAUCUUAAAAAAAAUGUCAAAAUUUGUGUAAGUAAAAAAGUAUAAACAUGUGGAUAUUUUGCAACCUUCUUUAGCCUUACUUAAAACUAACUUUUUUUUAUAUUUUUUGAAUAAAAAAAAUAGAGUUACAUAGAGGCUUUUAAAUUUAUGAGAUUCAUAUUAUUUUUUUAUUUAAAUACAAAAAUGAUAAACAAAUUUUAUGAAAUGAAAACAU